GUACGCAGCUGAUGCUGAUAUAGCAUAGAGGAGUUAGUUGAAGUGGCGCACGUUUUAAAAAAUAAAUAAAUAACAAGAAAUGUCUGUUGAGGUUGGAAGUAACCCUUCUCAGAGUGAAGAUUUGCGAAACUUGACUUUAGCGGGUCAUGUUGGCUUCGACAGUCUUCCAGAUCAACUGGUCAACAAAUCCACAACGCAGGGUUUCUGUUUCAACAUCCUUUGCGUGGGGGAGACCGGCAUUGGCAAGUCGACCUUGAUGGACACGCUGUUCAACACCAAGUUUGAAGGCGAUCCCGCUUCUCACAACGAGCCUGGGGUCCGGUUAAAAGCACAGAGUUACGAACUCCAGGAAAGCAACGUGCGUCUAAAACUGACAACCGUUGACACGGUGGGAUUUGGCGACCAGAUUAACAAAGAAGAUAGCUAUAAACCAAUAGUUGAAUACAUUGAUGCCCAGUUUGAAGCCUACCUGCAGGAGGAGCUGAAAAUCAAGAGAUCCUUAUUUAAUUACCACGACUCCCGGAUUCAUGCCUGUCUGUACUUCAUUGCCCCCACUGGACACUCGCUAAAGUCUCUCGACCUUGUUACAAUGAAGAAGCUAGACAGCAAGGUGAAUAUAAUCCCAAUCAUUGCUAAAGCGGAUACCAUUGCCAAGAAUGAACUUCAUAAGUUUAAGAGUAAAAUCAUGAGUGAACUGGUCAGCAAUGGAGUACAGAUCUACCAGUUCCCAGCUGACGAGGAGACUGUAGCAGAAAUCAAUGCGACUAUGAGUGUCCAUCUUCCAUUUGCUGUUGUGGGGAGCACUGAAGAGGUGAAGAUUGGAAAUAAAAUGGCCAAGGCAAGACAGUACCCCUGGGGUGUUGUGCAGGUGGAGAAUGAGAACCACUGUGACUUUGUGAAGCUCAGGGAGAUGCUGAUCAGGGUGAACAUGGAGGACCUGCGGGAGCAGACGCACUCCCGGCACUAUGAGCUCUACCGCCGCUGCAAGCUGGAGGAGAUGGGCUUCAAGGACACGGACCCCGACUGCAAGCCCUUCAGCCUUCAGGAGACAUAUGAAGCGAAGAGGAAUGAGUUCCUGGGGGAGCUGCAGAAGAAGGAGGAGGACAUGAGGCAGAUGUUUGUGAUGAGGGUCAAGGAGAAGGAGACUGAACUUAAAGAAGCUGAAAAAGAGCUUCAUGAGAAGUUUGACAGACUAAAGAAGACUCACCAGGACGAGAAGAAGAAGCUGGAAGACAAGAAGAAGGAGAUUGAGGAUGAGAUCGAUGCCUUCAGCAAGAAGAAAGCAGCCGUGCAGCUCCUCCAGGCCCAGCAGGCCGGCUCCCACUCCACAAAGAAGGACAAAGACAAGAAAAAAGUCUUGCCAUUUCUGAAACAUCCCAAGACGUGGAGGCCACUGCUGACCCUCUGAGUUGUGGGAUGUUGUUUUUAUUCUGCUGCUGAUGUUCUCUCUGCUUUCUUUCCUUCCAGGCUAGGUAGCCUCUCUUUCUUACUCUUCACUCUGAGACACACACACACUGUCCCAUUAAGCACCUCUCACCUCUACAGCUCCUCUGCUGGUGCUUUUACUAGCACAUUUUUGUUUGACUCUUUUGAACAAGCAUGGCUCCAGGGAAAAAACAAAAAAAAACAAUCUUUUGAAUGGUUUGGACAACAAGAGUAGGGGAAUGCAGAAAGAAACCUUCAAAUUCCAAUGUUCGGGCCUACAGGUUGGAGGGGGGAGCAUUACCAAGAAUUAAAUCUACAAUUUAAAUGGUUUCUUCCAAGUAACUAACUGUUAUAUUAUCUGUAUUUGAAUUCCUGGAAAUUCGCUAAGGUUGAGUUGGAUGAACCUGUAAUGCAAGUGAUGAAAUAUUGAUUUUCUGAAACACUGUUGAGCAAAGCAAAAAGUUUUCAGAUAGCUUUCAUGAGAAUUCUUUUUUUUUUUUUUUUUUUUUUUUAAAUAUGCAAAAAGGGCUCGUAUCCCUGAAUGGCUCACCUGCUAACAUGGUGUGCAGGGUGAGCCGCACAGCACAGGUUCAUGUCCUGCCUGUGGGAAGUCCCUGGCCUUCUUUAGGGAUUCCAAAAGGAGCGGCACAUUGGCUCUGGCACUCCUGUGGGUUAGGGACUGUUUCUCCUCAUCACGCUACAGCGGACCUGACUGGCCAGGCACUCUGUGAGCUCAGAGCAGACACCUGCAGGGCUGGCCUUUGUCCUCCAGAGGUAGGUAGCUCGCUGAUCCGCUCUCGAGCUCCUGGGUGUAGAAGAGGAAGCUGACUAAGGCGUGCGAUUGGAGGAUGCCCACUGAACCUACAGGUCUCCUGAGCUGUGUGUGGAAUUGAGGGGGGAAAAUGUAUUGAACAUUCCAAAUGGGGGAGCAAAUCAGGGAACAAGUAACGGCAUACGAAAUAAAGAAAGAAUAAAAAAGAUAAUAUAGGUUAAAACAGUGUCAGUAACCCAAACCAUGCAAUUCUCAGCAGGCACAGAACUGAAAUCUAUAGAUUAUUGGAGGAAUAAAAUCCCUGGAGCCAUGUUAAGUUCCAGCCUUGUAGUAGUUCUUCUGUUUCUUUCUCUCUUCUGCU
Molecule: messenger RNA, 2558 nt
Organism: Polyodon spathula (Mississippi paddlefish)
Lineage: Eukaryota; Metazoa; Chordata; Actinopteri; Acipenseriformes; Polyodontidae
Product: septin-11-like
Exons: 10
Coding region: 80-1408 (442 amino acids)
Biological process (GO): cytoskeleton-dependent cytokinesis
Cellular component (GO): microtubule cytoskeleton; cell division site; septin ring
Molecular function (GO): molecular adaptor activity; GTP binding; GTPase activity
Source: RefSeq, a predicted model, not a curated record